CAACCUGGAAUCUCUCUUGCUUUGAGAAGCAGAAUGACUUUCUUGCAGUCCUUUCCUGAGAGGAGGGCCUAGCAGGGCAGCCACCGUGCUUUUUCCAAGGGACUGGCUUUUAGUACCGAUGAGACUCUCUGCAACCCAGCAAGGCCUGACCAUCUGAUUGUGAGACCCAUCUACAAACAACCCUCAUUCUCAGGUGUGUGAUAAAAAUGGUGCAGAAGUAUCAAUCCCCUGUUCGAGUCUACAAAUACCCUUUUGAGCUCGUCAUGGCAGCAUAUGAAAAACGCUUUCCUACGUGUCCAGAGAUUCCAGUCUUCCUGGGGAGUGAAAUCCUGCAUGAAUCCAGGAGUGAUGAUGGAGCUAUACAUAUCAUCGAACGGAGCUGCAAACUCAAUGUGGAUGCUCCUAGGCUGCUAAAGAAGAUUGCAGGGGUAGAGUAUGUUUUCUUCAUCCAGAAAAACACAGUGAACUGGAAAGAACGAACUCUCCGCAUUGAAGCCCACAAUGAGACUUUUGCCAACCGUGUCGUCGUCCUUGAGACGUGUAGCUACUCAGUACAUCCUGAGAAUGAAGACUGGACUUGCUUUGAACAGUCUGCAUCUCUUGACAUCAAGUCAUUCUUCGGCUUUGAAAGCACGGUGGAAAAAAUUGCCAUGAAGCAAUACACGUCAAACAUCAAACGGGGCAAGGAAGUGAUCGAGCACUAUCUGAAGGAGCUGAUCUCGCAGGGUAUCACGUUCAUCCCGCGGUGGACACCUCCCCCAGAGAGCGGGCAGAAGGACGAGCAGGCCCUGGCUGCUGGAGCCCACGUCGAYGACGGCGCCGUCGAGUGCGGGGCUCGCGGAGCUGCCAAGGAGCAAGCUGGCAAUUCCUGCCCUCCGGCAGAGGCAGUCAGUCCCGAUGCUGACAAACUGGACGCCGAUUACAUCGAGCGGUACCUGGGCCAGCUGACUCCCAUGCAGGAGAGCUGCUUGAUCCGCCUUCGCCAGUGGCUUCAAGAAACRCACAAAGGCAAGAUCCCCAAAGAUGAGCAUAUCCUUCGGUUUCUGCGGGCUCGGGACUUCAACAUCGACAAAGCUCGAGAGAUGCUCUGUCAGUCCCUGACGUGGCGCAAGCAGUACCAGGUGGAUUACAUCCUGCAGUCGUGGAGGCCCCCGGCCCUCCUGGACGAGUACUACACUGGAGGAUGGCAUUACCAAGACAGAGAUGGGCGACCCCUCUAUAUCCUCCGUCUUGGCCAGAUGGACACAAAAGGUUUGGUGAAAGCUCUGGGAGAAGAAUCUCUACUGCGACAUGUUCUGUCAAUUAAUGAAGAAGGACAAAAGAGAUGUGAGGAAAAUACCAACCUCUUUGGCCGCCCCAUCACAUCCUGGACGUGUCUAGUAGACUUGGAAGGCUUGAAUAUGCGGCACCUCUGGCGUCCUGGAGUUAAGGCCCUGCUGAGGAUAAUAGAGGUUGUUGAGGACAACUACCCCGAAACCCUGGGGAGACUACUGAUAGUGCGAGCUCCCAGGGUUUUUCCUGUGCUCUGGACACUGGUUAGUCCCUUCAUCAAUGAGAACACAAGGCAGAAAUUUCUGAUUUACAGUGGGAAUAACUACCAGGGGCCAGGAGGGCUAGUAGACUAYGUGGACAAAGAUGUGAUCCCAGACUUCCUGGGAGGAGAUUGCGUGUGCAACGUCCCAGAAGGUGGGCUUGUUCCCAAGUCCCUCUACCAAGCAGAUGAAGAGACGGAGAACUCGGAUCACAUCCGGUUGUGGACAGAAACGAUCUAUCAUUCUGCAAGUGUUCUCAAAGGAGCUCCACAUGAGAUAGUUGUAGAGAUUUUGGAAGGGGAAUCUGUGAUCACCUGGGAUUUUGACAUCCUGAAGGGAGAUGUGGUGUUCAGCCUCUUUCACUCCAAACGAGCUCCCGAGACUAGUCGCAAAGAAGCCACGUUACCAAGUACCUCUCUUGUGGGUGACAACGUGCAGCUCAUUGAUAAGACUUGGGUCCUUGGGGUGGAUUACAGCCGUAUGGAAUCCCCACUGGUUUGUCGGGAAGGAGAGAGCAUCCAGGGAUCUCACGUGACUCGCUGGCCUGGCUUUUACAUUCUCCAGUGGAAAAUGCAUGGGCCUCUGCCCUGUUCUGGCACUAGCCUCCCUCGCGUGGAUGAUGUCCUUGCCUCUCUGCAAGUUUCCAGUCACAAGUGCAAGAUCAUAUACUACUAUGAGGUGCUUGCAUCCAAGGACUUCAGGGGAUCUAUGUCCAGCCUGGAAUCUUGCAACAGUGGCUUUUCCCAGCUCAGCGGAGCCACGACGUCGUCCAACCAGUCCCAGAGCAGCUCCCACCUUUCCAGAUAGCAGGGCCAGGGCUCUGCUGACACGGACACGUUGCUGGGGGCUCCGGGGCUGCCCUGGAGCCGCCCCGAGCCCCAGACCAAAGAGCCCGCGGGGCUGAGCCUCGAGGUGACUGCUCGUGUGACCAGGUAGCAGCCCCUUGGACACGGGAGCCUUUGGGAAGUGUUUUCAACAAAGAACUUGGAAUUCCAACGGCGGCUUUAGAAUUUCUCUAUGGCGCCAGUUUCCUAGUCGUCUUUUUCAAAAAUCAUGAUUUUUUGGGUGAAUAUCAGUUUGCAUGAAUUAUGCGUUACUAAAGUUUAAAGGGCUCUUUCCAAUCAGUCCCUUUCCUGCACAUGGUAGGAAAGACUGAUGUUGCCUUAUCUGUUAUGAUCUGUAGGACUAGAUUACUCAUGUGUAGCAAAAAAUAAUCUAGUUAUCUGGAUGCCCAGGGUACCAAUUACACAUCAGAAAGUAAAGUGGGCAUUUCAGCAACCUGGACUUAAAUUGUAAAUACCUUAAAACAGAUACAACAUGUUUCAAAAAUCAAUUCCAGAUCAAAUGUAAGACCUCUUUUGAUCCAACUGGAUAGUGUUAGAGAAUUUUUUUAAGCUACUGAGAUAUAAAAAAAMCUGUUUUCUAGAAAAUAUAGGCAGAAAAACUGUCCAGAAAGCAGAAUCUUUCUUAAAGAUAGACUAYUUUUCCUUUCUCCUCAGGUUUACAAGCAAUAACAAGUAGAUCUGACCCAUCUUGUUSAAGUGGAUGGGAACUGAUUCAGGUUAUAAAGGGCUAAGAAAAGCAAUAUUUUAUUUCCUGAAGGCACAAYGUUUUAUGACAGUAUUAUAGAAUUAGCUUCUUUAAAACUUGAGCUAACUUGAAGAGAAAUCUUUUUCUUUUWAAAAAAGCAUGUGUGUAUUUAAGCACUUACUGAAACAUAUUUAUUCAAAUACUAGCUUAUUUUAAAUUAAUUUUAACUUAUAAUUUGAAAGAUAUGACUAUUUAUUAAAUCCAAUAUUACCUUUUUUUAAAGGGAUGAACUUUUGUUUUAGAAAGGAGUAACUGAUUGUCUUCAAUCCCCAGAGACUUCUGUUUCAGUCCUAAUCUUUGCGAUUGCUGGAUGUUCUUAAGUAAAGGGCUGCAUCCUAUAUGACAUAGGGGAUAAGGGCUGCGUGUCACCGUGCCGUGCAAGGUAAGGGGGGACAGUUCCUCGUUGGAGCCGCUCUUUGGCCUCCAGGAGCUGUGAAACACAACCAAGGGCUCUGGGUGCAAGGAGCGCAGAGGGGACCAGUGAGGGCYGGAUUGUUUCUUCAUCCAGCAGAGCAAUUCCCAUGGCCGUGGCUGCACCUCUCAGCACAGAGUCAUUUUCUCCCUCCCACCAAGUCCUACAAAGGGCAGAAUAGAAGUCGUGCAGUUAAGGGGAACACACACGUGCAGCAUUUUCCAACCCUGUUCCUUUUGUUAUUUGGAAGCACCAGGCAUGCUUGACAAAGGAAGAAAGUGCCCCCAUAAUUGCAACAACAGGAGGUGAGGAAUAUUGUUUAUUUAAUUUACUUCUCUUUCUUUUUUUUUUUUUUUAUUUUAAAGAAAUAGAGCCAAGAAACUAAUCUCUCAGCUUGCAGCUUUCAUUGUGAAAGCUGAACAGUUAACUCAUACAGGAAAGAUUUAUUUGGGGGCAGGGAGAAUUGCCCAGUAGUCCUUUAGUCUUUACAAUCUCCCUCAGAUGAAUGAGACUUCUUUUCCCCUAUUUCAGGCUAAUUUGAGUCGUGACAUGAUGAAAACUACCACCUUUGCCAUGCAAAAUCAAGAGWUGCUCAGCAAUUAAUUGUGCGUGUUAUGUCUUUAGCCAUAAUUAAUUCURUGCUAAAAAUACACGUUUUGAAAUUGAUUUUCAACACCUCAGCAUGAGACCAAGCCCUCCUCUUGUGCUCUCUUUCAGCAUUUCAGCCUUGCUUCUUAGUUUGAAUAUUUCAUUGUGGUAAUUAUCCUGUUUUCUGCUUUGCCCUCAGUUUACUCUGGCUAAGUAUCUUUUCCAUUUACUUGCUUUUCUUAUUUUUUAAUUUAYUUAAAAAUGUCACAUAUGUCAUUCUCAUCCCACCAAGGAAACGUUUAGAGUGUUUGGCUCUGUCAGGGAGCUGUCUGAAACUUGUCCCGCUCUCCCAUGUCCCUGACUUAGCCAGGGAAAGCCAGCAGAGAAGGGCUCAAUCCUAUGGAGCUCCGUGUCGGUGCCUCCUGUGAUGCCCCCGARUGCCAGGGCAGCGGAGGCCGGGAACAGGCUGCCCGCCGGGAGCUUUUCCCUCCUGUUCUCCCGGCCUACGGACCCUUUUCCUUUCCAUCCUUAGCUGUGCUGCUGGGUGAUAAGUAUCAUUCAUUCCUCUGCCCCAYGAGAGCCUGCUGCUCACGUCUAUUUGUGCAGCGAUUCAUGUGAUCUCUCCCGAAUCUAUUUUAGACUAAAUUGCUUAGUUUAUCUACACAUUUAAUAUGAAUUUCCCCUCCCCUUUUAUUUUGUGAAUACUAAUGUAACUGGGGAAAGGAGGUGGCAGCCUGGAUGCUACUUUUUAGACCUGACUGUGAGGUGUAGGUGCAAGAAAAGCAGAAUUCUUUAGGAAUCCUUCCCUCCUCCCAGCAAAAUUAAUUAGCUUGAUUUAGCAAGUAAGACCCCUGGUUUUCUUCACAGGAACCUCUUAGGAGUUGCGAGUAAGCCUGGAAAUGCCUCUGGAUUCUGUUGACAGUGCUUCCCUGUAGAUCCCGUAAGCCAGCACCGUAGGCAAGCUGAGCUCCCAGCUUUGGGUGCCGGGUUAGCGGCACCUCGAGGCUCUCCCUGCUCCUUAGCCAUAUCUCAGCAGCUGCUGUUUCAGGUAAGCUCAGAGCUCCGUGUUCAGGUACCAGCCGAGCGCUUCAAAACCAGCUCCUCGGGAAUGAGGGCUUUUCCCUGAUKCACAUAUUCCAUAUAUAAAACCUAACGCCUACCUCAAAGAGCUGUUGCCAUGUUUAAUGUUUCUUAGGUGAGAUCUCUUCGAGAAAAGAUGCUGUGUUGUAGGUACCAAGUGUUAUGCCACUGUUUACAAUUAAAUAUGGCCGGAUUUGAAAUCUUUAUUUUUUCCAGGUUCUAUGAGUAAGUCUCACUUCACUGUUUACUGGUGCCCAGAACAGUAGAACUGGGAAAGAUCAAUAGGGAGCACUUAAAAAAUGGCACAGGUAUCAAGAAGGGCAGUGCUGAGGAUGCUGCAACUGAGGAGUUUUGGCUAAGCAUUACAGUGUUCUUGCAGGCUUGGAAAGGGCUGUCUCUUAAAUGGCUUUAGACAGAAUAACUUAGUCUGGCGUAAGGCAGAUGCUAGUUCAGAAGGAUGCAAAAUGAGCCAUGCUGGCUCUGCGCCGCUGCCUGCGUCGCGCUGGUGCAGGCACCGCAGUGCCAGGCUGCUCUUCUCGGGCUCCUGUGUCUGAUCUGGGCCAGUUUGGUUGGGUCACUUCCCUUUGAACAACAGUCUUAAGAAAAAAAUAUCUUUUAGUAAGAAUGCAUGAACUCUAAUUAAAUGGCUGAAAUUCGCGUUCUUGGUGAGUUUUGCAUUCCGUGGUGAACAAGGCACGACCCUCUAGUUCUGGCUUUGAAUGUUAAGAGGGAGCCUGAAUGAUUUUUUUCAAGGCUUGCUGGGCUUAUUGAUCUCAAGAUCUCAAUGGCCUAAUGCAGUCGUUUUUAGGCAUGUGAUGUUUGUUGCAGUUCUCAGCCUAACUAUCAGCUCAGGUGUUGAGGGGUUGUGCAUUGACAUGGGAGCUAACUCCAGCCAUACUAGAGGCAGAGGAAUCCCUUUUAAAAUGCAUUUUAUUUUACCAGCUCAUGCUGCUUUAAUACUCCAAAUGUUUAUACUGUGAGCUAAAACCAGAACUAUUUCUGUAAGGACUAAAAUGGAUGGGCAUUUGUCAAAGAUUCCUGCAUGCUCUUAGCUUUUAAUAUUCUUCCA
Messenger RNA from Nothoprocta perdicaria, 6271 nucleotides. RefSeq names its product SEC14 like lipid binding 5 (gene SEC14L5). The record is from RefSeq and is a predicted model, not a curated record. NCBI's taxonomy places the organism in Eukaryota, Metazoa, Chordata, Aves, Tinamiformes, Tinamidae. Gene Ontology annotation, cellular component: cytoplasm. The transcript has 17 exons. Bases 207 to 2339 code for a protein of 710 amino acids.